GUGCUGCGCAUGACUUUUAAAUGGUUCUGGGGACGUAUUCCGGUGCUGCAUUCGAACGGUUCUGUGACCGUACCGGCUGCCGUAUACUGAUGAGUUGAGAACAAUUAUCCUCGGCACAACAUGGCGUCAUCCUCGAAACCUAAACGCAAACGCAAACGGCACAGCUCAAAUUCAGAAGAUGAUCCACUGUGGACAAAUAGAUUAGAUGGCGAUUAUUAUUCCGCAUCAAGCGAUAAGAAGAAGAAAUUAACUGCACUGAGUAGUUACAUUCCGCGUGAAACAAGUGAUUGGACGAUGAGCGAACUAGAAAAUCUUCAGAUUAAUUGGAACUGGAUCGACCCAUCCACGAAGAGCAUUGAUGAAUUUUUCGACAUGUUUUCAAAUAUAAAUGCAGGUUUGCCACCCCUCGAUGCAGAUUUAAUCAAGAUGAUGGAUUAUUUGAAUGCUAACUUGACAUUUGACACAAGUGUCAAAGAACUUGAACAGGAAAAUUUUGUUAAAGUUAGAGAAUAUCUUGUUAAAAACUUUCUUCCCAAAGUUGAUGCUGAUUCAGAUGAACACCAUGAUGAUGAAGAGUUGAUGAAAACUGUGGGUAGUAGUUCCAGAGUUUUGAUACAUCAUAUUGAAGCUGGAAGACAUGACCUUCAAAAUGACCUAAAAGAAAUACUUUAUGAUUUGUUGUUGACUUCUAGAACAGUGGAAGAAAUGAGGUUCACAACAAUGCUGGAGAAGUUUUGCAGAAUGUGUAACCUAAAGGGAAGUAUAGGAUUGGUCGAGGAAACCAUGAUCAAGGAUGUACGUGUUGUGGCAGUUCCAGACUUAACUUUCAGAAUUUCAUCAAAUGAAAUGCCUGAUGUAAUACAGAUAAUGACAGUUGCAGAGGUUAAAGUUUCAACCAAUGAUUCAUUAGUUGAUCAAAAGAUUCAUGUUACUAGACAAAAACCAGAGGCUAUUGAUAAGGAGACACUUCAAACUAUGGAUCCAUCAAAGAUAAGAGGAUUUAGCCAACAUGUUGGACAGCUGAUCAUUGGACUAGGCAAUUCUUGCUUCAAAAAAGAAUGUCUUGGCCUUUUGCUCCAUGAGACAAAGAUACUGAUAACAUGCCUGUCUACAUCACCCAGGUAUUGUACUCAUAUCAAAGAUAAAUUAGGUCCAGAAGACAAAGCUACUCUGCAUUUUAUUGGACCUUAUGAUAUAUUAAAGGCAAGGGAGAGGAGCCAGCUGAUAAAAGCUUUUCUACGUUUAGGAAACCGACAAAGAUUAGGAAUACCAAAAGUAUAAUCUGCCUUUUGUGUUACUAGAAUCUGCUCACCCUAUCAAAGCUAAAGUGAAUACCAAAGUUGAUUCAUAGUAAUGAAUAUAGAGGUGUAAUACCACCAAAUCAUGGUACGUCACAUCUGGUUGCAUACGAAAGUAGGUCUUAAAAAAUAUUCCCUUGAAUUUGACCGUUGUAGGUAAUUAAUCCUACAUUUUAUUGCAGUAAAACUAUUUCUGUGUCAUAAACAUAUGUCUUGGGUAUUUCAAAACACCAUUAUUUUUAUUUGUGAUUUCUAUAGAAAAUUUUGUAAUCUUGAGGUUACAUGGUUACUAAACCUUGUACACAGAUAGAAUAAGAGGAGAAAUUUGAUUGGUUAACUUCCAAUGAUUUUUAUUUUCUUAUAUGCAAUGAAAUGUUAUGUGAAACUUUUUCUAUAGAACUGGACAGGAUAAAACUUUACUCAUGCCAAGUAUUUCUUUAUUUGAAACAAAGAUAAAUUCUGCACAAUUUUUUGAAAAGUGCAAAUUUAACAAAGACUAAUAGGGGAAAAUCAAUGAUGGUAUUACACCUAGAGGUGGAAUCUCUUAAAAUACAUUUAUUUUUUAGUACAAAAUCUUAGUGAAAUUGUUGCCACAACAUUUUGUAAUUCAAGAACAAAGCAACAAAAAGUUUAUUUAUACAGCAUCAGAGUUAUUUUCAGAGCUAGAUAUAAAGAUAUGUAUAUAUAUUAACAUUAUUGUGACAUAGGAAAUGUACUAGAAAAUGCAAGAAUGGUGAAAUUCA
Mytilus trossulus (common blue mussel) is the source of this 2041-nucleotide messenger RNA. RefSeq lists its product as uncharacterized. The record is from RefSeq and is a predicted model, not a curated record. The coding region runs from base 121 to 1281 and encodes 386 amino acids. The transcript has 5 exons. Lineage: Eukaryota; Metazoa; Mollusca; Bivalvia; Mytilida; Mytilidae.